AUCUCCGAGGCCCACGCUCUAGCUCACUGUCUUCAUCGUUUCGAGGCGAUCGAGGUCGAGCGGGCGAGAGGAAGCAGCGAUGUCGGCGGCGAUGGAGGCCGGAAGCGCCAUCUCCAAUCGAAAUAGGGCCAUAGUUUCCGCUCUUUGUAAACGCCUCUCCAUCGAUCCCAAGAGUAUUUCAACCGAUAGUAUUGGGGGAUAUGACCUUAUGAGCUUAUAUUCAAAUAUUUUGAAAUUAUCAGCUAGCGGGGUUCACUUAGAUAACCAAACUGAGAUUAUGAAGUGGGUCAAAUUUGCAAGUGACUUUCCUUGUGAAGCCAAUGCUUAUCGUGCAACACUUAAGCAGCUGAAUGAAGACCUAAAUCAAAGGGCUGUUCUUUUGGGUGAUGGGCUCAAACCUUCCGAGGCUGAUAUUAUUGUUUUUUCAGCAGUGCAUUCAAUUUUGACUCAUCUUACUAAUGCUGAAGUGCAAGAAUUUCCUAACUUGAUGAGGUGGAUGGACUAUAUCCAGAAUAAAGUGGACUUUGGUGGAGCAUUUGAGACAGUUGUUGUCAACAAGCCUGCUUUUGAACUUUUUUUCUCAAAAAAAUUAAAGGCAGAUAGUGAGUUGCCUUCAAACAAAGCUUCUCGAGAUCUGAGGAACGCAGACAAACCUGAACAAAACAUAAAUGCGAAUAAGGGAACUGCAGAGAAAAAUGUUGCUGCCAAUGUAAAAGCUACUGAAACCCCAAAAAAUAGUAAAUCAACUGAGGAGAAAAAGAAAUCAUCAGAAAAAGAUUCUGCUGAAAAGGACACAGAGGCUAGUAUCUCCAUUCUUAACAUACAGGUUGGUAUCAUUCGCAAGGCAUGGAAGCAUCCAUCUGCGGACAGUUUAUUGGUUGAGGAGAUUGACUUGGGUGAAGGCAACUUGCGACAAGUUGUUAGCGGUCUUGCAAAGUAUUGUAGCCCUGAGCAACUCACUAAUCGUCGUGUUGUGCUGAUUUCAAAUGUAAAGCCAGGAAAACUUCGAGAUGUGAUGUCUGCUGGCUUGGUCUUAUGUGCUUCCAAUCAAGACCACACAGUUGUUGAGCCAAUAGUACCUCCAGAAGGUGCAGCUAUUGGAGAGCGCAUAAUAGUUGCAGGUCAUGAUGGGAAGCCUGAGGAUGUUUUAAAUCCAAAGAAGAAGCAGCUGGAGAAGAUAACUCCGCUUAUGUUCACGGACGACAAGGGUGUUGCAACAUACAAGGGAAUACCCUUUAUGACAUCUGCAGGGCCAUGCUCAUCUUCCAUUCCCAAUGCAAGUAUCAAAUGAACUAUGUUUUCCAGUUGUAUAAUGUUCUAUUCAAGUCCUGCAUUGCGACUGCUCCUCGCUGAAUCGAUAUCUCUGUAUUUGGACACACAUUGUAUGAAUCAUAUUAUGUUUUCCUACUCAUAAUCCCACAAGUUUUGACAAUGGAAGCCGUUUGUCAUACUACGGAAUUUGUGAUAUCUGAAUGAUGGUUCAUUAGUGACAGUUUUUAUGGGUUUAUUUCA
Messenger RNA from Dioscorea cayenensis subsp. rotundata (Guinea yam), 1512 nucleotides. Its product is annotated as probable methionine--tRNA ligase. NCBI's taxonomy places the organism in Eukaryota, Viridiplantae, Streptophyta, Magnoliopsida, Dioscoreales, Dioscoreaceae. Bases 80 to 1291 code for a protein of 403 amino acids. The transcript has 12 exons. Gene Ontology annotation, molecular function: tRNA binding. The record is from RefSeq and is a predicted model, not a curated record.